Messenger RNA from Tinamus guttatus (white-throated tinamou), 4058 nucleotides. RefSeq names its product TGF-beta activated kinase 1 (MAP3K7) binding protein 2 (gene TAB2). The record is from RefSeq and is a predicted model, not a curated record. Gene Ontology annotation, biological process: positive regulation of protein kinase activity; positive regulation of canonical NF-kappaB signal transduction. Gene Ontology annotation, molecular function: K63-linked polyubiquitin modification-dependent protein binding; ubiquitin binding. NCBI's taxonomy places the organism in Eukaryota, Metazoa, Chordata, Aves, Tinamiformes, Tinamidae.
GAUGCUGGGGCAGAAGAGAUGAGUAUCCCCUUUCCUAAGGCCUAGAACUGCCUGUUGAAGAGCAAUCCUGAUAAGGCAAUAUACGAAUGGCCCAAGGAAGCCAGCAAAUUGAUAUUCAGGUUUUACAUGACCUGCGACAGAAGUUUCCUGAGGUCCCUGAAGGUGUUGUAUCCAGAUGCAUGUUACAGAAUAACAACAAUUUGGAUGCCUGCUGUGCCGUUCUCUCUCAGGAGAGCACAAAGUAUCUCUACGGUGAAGGAGACCUAAGUUUUUCAGAUGAUUCUGGGAUUCCUGGACUACGAAAUCAUAUGACAUCUCUUAAUUUGGAUUUGCAGUCACAGAAUGUGUACCACCAUGCAAGAGAAGGAAGUAGAAUGAAUGGAAGUAGGACUCUAGCUCACAGUGUUAGCGAUGGACACCUUCAAACCAGUCAGUCCCACAAUGAACUAUUUAAGCAGGAACCACAGAAGGCAACUGCGCAGGUUCCACAAGGAUUUAAUGUCUUUGGAAUGGCUAAUACAGUUAGUGCUUCUAAUCCAGGGCAGCAUCUUGGACUUCACCUAGGCAGCAAGGGAGUAUCUGGCUUGUCUCAACAAACGCCCAGAUUCAACCCCAUUAUGGUAACUUUAGCCCCAAAUAUUCAGCCUGGCCGCAACACCCCUACAUCUUUGCACAUACAUGGUGUACCUCCUCCUGUUCUUAACAACCCACAGGGAAACUCUAUCUAUAUUAGGCCUUACAUCACAGCUCCUAGUGGUACAGCUCGACAGACACAGCAGCAGCCAGGCUGGGCAUCUCAGUUUAAUCCCAUGCACCCUCAGCAAGUCUACCAGCCUUCACAACCAAGCCCCUGGACUACUCUUCCUACAUCCAAUACUACGCCACAUACCUCAUCGCAACACUCAACGCAGACAAAUCAGCAAGGCCACCAGACUUCUCAUGUCUAUAUGCCUAUCAGUUCUCCUACAAAUCCACAAGCACCUAUGAUUCAUUCAUCUGGUAGCUCGCAAUCGUCUGCUCAUAGCCAAUACAACAUUCAGAAUAUAUCCACAGGACCUCGCAAAAACCAAAUUGAAAUCAAACUUGAACCACCGCAGAGAAACAGUUCUUCUAAGUUGCGCUCAACUGGCCCUCGCACCUCCACUACACCCUCUUCCCUCAACAGCCAGACGUUAAGUAGAAGUCAACCCACUGUUUACAUAUCGGCCAGUCCUCCCAGUACUGAUGAAGUGAUCACUCGCGGUCAGCCUAAGGUCUACAUUUCAGCAAAUGCCACAGCAGGGGACGAUCAAAUCGUGCGGAACCAGCCCACGCUUUUCAUAUCGACAAACCCUGGAGUAUCUGCCGCUUCUAGGAAUAUGUCUGGUCAAGUAAGCAUGGGUCCUGCAUUUAUUCAUCACCAUCCACCCAAAAGUCGAGCAGUGGGCAACAGCACCACUGCAACCUCUCCUCGAGUGGUGGUCACGCAGCCUAACACAAAAUAUACUUUUAAAAUUACAGUUUCUCCAAAUAAGCCCCCUGCAGUUUCUCCAGGGGUAGUGUCCCCAACCUUUGAACCUACAAACCUUCUAAACCUUCCCGAUCACUAUGUUGAACCAGAGGGUAUCCAGCAUCUUGCUGACCCUGUUUUAGCACAUGUGGAUAGGAUCAGUGAUGCACGGAAAUUGAGUAUGGGAUCUGAUGAUGCUGCCUACACACAAGCUUUACUGGUACACCAGAAAGCCAGGAUGGAGCGACUUCAACGGGAACUUGAGAUUCAAAAGAAAAAGUUGGAUAAACUAAAAUCAGAGGUUAAUGAAAUGGAGAAUAAUCUAACACGAAGGCGCCUGAAAAGAUCGAAUUCUGUUUCCCAAAUUCCAUCACUGGAAGAAAUGCAACAGCUACGAAGUUGUAACAGACAGCUGCAGAUAGACAUAGAUUGCCUAACCAAAGAGAUUGAUCUUUUUCAAGCAAGAGGACCACAUUUUAAUCCCAGUGCUAUUCAUAAUUUUUAUGAUAAUAUUGGAUUUCUUGGUCCGGUGCCACCAAAACCCAAAGAUCAGAGGUCCAUUGUGAAAACGCCAAAGACUGUUCCAGACACAGAUGAAGACGAGGGAGCUCAGUGGAGUUGUACUGCCUGUACUUUUUUAAAUCAUCCGGCCUUAAAUCGCUGUGAACAGUGUGAAAUGCCCAGGCAUUUCUGAGCCAACAGGCCUGUUAUCUCCUGAAAAACGAUAGCAAACCUACAAGGAACUAUCCAGUCAUUGAGGGGCAAAAAAGCAUUUACGCGUAGGGUUUUUAUAAAAUUGAAGGUGUGCCAAGAUGGUAUUUUGCUAAUGUUAAAUGUAAGCCCACAGAGCUAGUGAUACCUCAGUGUUGUGUCGCAGGCAGUUGCAAUUCGUCGGCCAAGAGCCUCGGUCGGAGCUGCCUGAACCAUGUCCAGUGUUACGAGUACCCCAGUAAAGCACAGCGUGCCCCGUGCUCGGCUGGCGCCCAUCCUCUUCUGUGCCCGAUGUCACUACUGAAUUUGGCAGGGGAAAGGAAUAGAAGCUAGAGUUUUUGUUUUCAGAGCUUUUGGUGAAACACUACAUGCACAGAGGAAAUCUAAAAGGAACAAGGUUUAACUGUUUAACUGUUUGCUGCCACAUGGUGCCUUUGAUAAGGGGAAGAACUUCACAAAUCAGUGGUACUCUUUGCCUUGUCUUCCCUGAAAACAUCUCUGUGAAGCCAGAAUCAGUACAAUCACUUCUAAAGAUGAAAAGGAAAAACUGCAUGCGUUGUCUGUACAAUACACACAGUGAAAUACCCCAGAGCUUUUCCUACUGUACAUAGCUCUAGAGCCUGCUUUAAGUGAUUUCUUUUCUUCACCUUUAUUAUUUUCUUGUACUUCUGUAUGUAUAGUGUAAUAGUCUUUUUGUUAACUUUCUUUUUUUUUCCCUUUAAGUGAUUAAGCACGAUCAUGUCCCUUUUUUAAGCUUUUUAUCCGAGAGAAGCAAUGCCUUAAAGUAAGAGCAUUAAUAAGAAACUAUGCACAAAAUAGCUUUCCUCUGCUCAUUCUGUACAUUGCUCUUGUAAAUGCUGAUGAUCUGUGAAGACCUGCAGAUGCAGCGUGGUAACAAUGCAGGAAAAGUUGGAAGAGUUAUGCAUAUAGUUCACUCUGUACACUGAGUUUUACGGUGGGUGACACAAAGUAGUAUUUUGUCUGGCAUGUGGAAACUUUAAAGUAAGAAACUUUCAACCCACCAACAGAUCCGCGUCCCGUUUAAGCUUGCUUCAUCUGCUGGGUAUCUGCAGACUCUUGAAGAGAGAUCCAUUGGGGAAGUACAUACAGUGCCAAAAUCAACAGCAGCAGCAGCACACAGCUUUGUUCAAGAACUUUACAUGCUUUCCUGUUUUGGCAGCCAGUGUCUAAACCUGACUUUGUGGUGAAGUCUCAUAUUUAUAGAAAACAAGGAUAGCAAUAUUUAGGACAACUGAAAUAAAGGCUGGAAAAGAGAAAUCAGACUUGAACACUGAAGCAACCUCAAGCAUCUCUUUGUUUUGAUGAUCUAUUUUUUUUAAGGAAAACGUUCACAUGAUCAGGAAUGUAUGUAACAGAUCAAGAGAAUGGAAUUGCAGUGCAGUGUGCAUGACACAGCACACAGAAUUAUGUAGCAGCACUUAGAGCGAGGCUGGAGGGAGUGCUCACGAUGUAGCGAGAGGCAAAGCAGACUGUCACCCACUGUAAACGUUUGCCAGUGGACACUUUUAGGAAUUUUACAAGUGAUCUAUGUGAAUGCACAAAGGCCUUUGUUUUGAAGGCUUUGCAUUUUUUUUAUUGUGGGAAGAAAACGCCAAGCCCAGGUAGUUAGGCAGUAGACCCAAAGCACUUGCAUUCAAUGCAUUUUGUGUAUUAAAUGAGGCCUUGUUUUUCAGCUUCAUCUGCAGUUCUAUGUGAAGAUUGACAAAUCAGUUUUUACCUGUUUUAUUAAUAAAACCUAAUUUGGAUAUCUUGAGUUGAUGGUUUUGUGAUUUAGCUGGGUAAACUGUCUUUGUAACAGAUAAGUUAUUUAUAAAAAUUAAAAAAAAAUUAUAUUCUA